This is a messenger RNA of Drosophila obscura, 1802 nucleotides long. Its product is annotated as solute carrier family 35 member E1 homolog. Gene Ontology annotation, cellular component: Golgi apparatus. The record is from RefSeq and is a predicted model, not a curated record. The transcript is spliced from 4 exons. Bases 255 to 1391 code for a protein of 378 amino acids. Lineage: Eukaryota; Metazoa; Arthropoda; Insecta; Diptera; Drosophilidae. Gene Ontology annotation, molecular function: antiporter activity.
UCACACUGGCCGAGAGCUUGUGGGGAAUCUGGUCACACUGACGGGUACACGUAGAAAACAAACAGACGACGUUUUUAUUGGUUUAUAGGUUUUAAACAAAACCAAGUAUCGCAAUGCAAUAGCCCAAGUGCCGAAAUCAGCAACAAAUACCCACCUGCCGGCUUCUAAGUGACCGGGAACAGGCGACACAUUCGUGCUCUGCAAGAGCAGACAAGGGCCAGCGACAGCCAAACCGAUCCGGGCACCAACCCAACAUGUUGGGCGGCAAGCGGACAAGCUCUCGUCAUGUUGCUGUUGUACUGAUGAUGUGCCUGUUCUGGUACGUCAUCUCGUCCAGCAACAAUGUGAUUGGAAAAAUGGUGCUCAACGAAUUCCCCUUCCCCUUGACCGUCACCCUUGUCCAGCUCUGCAGUAUCACGCUGUACAGCGGUCCCUUCUUCAAUCUGUGGCGUAUACGAAAGUACCAGGAGAUUCCGCGCCCCUACUAUUGGCGCCUGAUCGUCCCGCUAGCCAUUGGCAAGCUCCUCGCCUCGGUCACCUCUCACAUAUCGCUGUGGAAGGUCCCGGUCUCUUAUGCACACACUGUCAAGGCGACGAUGCCGCUCUUUACCGUUGUGCUGACGCGCGUUUUCUUCAACGAGAAGCAGCCGACCCUUGUGUACCUGAGCCUGCUACCCAUCAUCACUGGCGUUGGCAUUGCCACCGUCACCGAGAUCUCGUUCGAUAUGCUGGGCCUGAUCAGUGCCCUCAUCUCCACCAUGGGCUUCUCCAUGCAGAACAUCUUCUCCAAGAAGGUGCUCAAGGACACCAACAUUCAUCAUCUGCGGCUGCUCCAUCUGCUGGGAAAGCUGUCGCUGUUCAUUUUCCUGCCCAUCUGGCUAUACAUGGACAGCUUAGCUGUCUUUCGCCAUUCGGCUAUCAAGAAUAUGGACUACCGGGUGAUUGCGCUGCUGUUUGCCGACGGCGUACUCAACUGGCUGCAGAACAUCAUUGCGUUCAGCGUACUGUCGUUGGUUACACCGCUGACGUAUGCAGUGGCCAGCGCCUCGAAGCGGAUAUUCGUCAUUGCCGUCUCGCUGGUCAUACUGGGCAAUCCCGUAACGUGGGUCAACUGUCUGGGCAUGACGCUGGCCAUUGUCGGUGUGUUGUGCUACAAUCGCGCCAAGCAAAUCACAAGGUCUAGGGAGGCGCCAACGCUGCCGCUGUCGCAAAGCAAUCACAUUAAGUACACGCCGCUGCAGCAGCAAACCGAUCCGUACUACCGCGGUGGCAUGAACGGCAAGAUGUCGAAUGGACUGCACAAGCCCGUCUCGGCAAUGAGCGGCAACAGCCUGUUGGCCAACGGCAGUGGCAUGCCCAGCGGGACGGCCACACGCUUGCUCUUCGUUUAGUUAUUAGUUAGAGAAUCUAUCCCACACUCCCCUUCCCCUAGGCGCAAAUAAGCUAAAUAGUCUAGUUGUCUUACCGUAACCAGAUAUACGAUACCGAUACCGGUCCCCGUCCCCGUCAGCUCUCUGUUUCCCCCCCUCACCCAGCUAUCGACUAUGCGUGGGAUACCCACGGCCAUCAUCCCAAUUAACCUAUUGUAAAUUGUAUUUUUGAUAACUUUUUGAUGCGUUUUUUAGUGUUUUGUAAAUAAGUAGCUUGAGGUGUGCCCCCCCCCUCCUCCUAUUCCUCCCUGAAUUUGAAUUUAAAUUUCAUUUGUUUUUGAAUUUGAUGAAGCCGUAAAGUGUAUUCAGAAAGCGUGUGCGCAUGUUAAAUGGCACAAUAAAAUGUUGACCUUGUACAUAGGCAUAGAAAAU